GCCAAGCCGAGACGCGGUAGAGGGGGAGGAACCCAGCGUGACGUGGCAACAUCAUGCUGCCUGCGUACCGCUCAUGGCGGCAGCUUACCCGCCUGGGCCAGUGUCGGUUUGCUUUAAGCAAAUGUUGGCAUCCACCUAGAGCCAGUACCAGGCUUCUUCACCAAACUCCUCCAAUGCGGGCGGACGUGCAGCUGACGCGGGAGCACUACCCGGUGACGCGCGGGUCCUACAGCGAGCUGACGGACGACGACCUGCAGCAGUUCCGCCGUAUUCUGGACGACGGCCGCGUGGUGACCGCCGCCGACGAGCUGGACAUUUACAACACUGACUGGUGGCGCACCUGUCGAGGCGAGAGCCGCGUGCUGCUGAAGCCGCGCACCACCGAGGAGGUGUCGCGCAUUCUGCGACACUGCAACGACCGCCGCCUGGCGGUGUGCCCGCAGGGCGGCAACACGGCCGUCGUCGGCAACGGCGUGCCAGUCUUCGACGAGGUCAUCGUCUCCACACAGCUGAUGAACCGCGUGCUGCACUUUGACGAGUUUUCUGGCGCGCUGACCUGCGAGGCCGGCCUGGUGCUAGAGGCGCUGGACACGUACGUCGUGCUGGCUGAUGGGCGGGUGAUCGACCUCAAGGUGGCUGUCACAUGUGCUGGCUACCCGGCCGCAGGACGGCUGUUACAUGUGCUGACUACCCGGCCGCAGGUGCUGGCUGACGGGGAGGUGGUCGACCUCAUGUCUGCCAUGAAGAAGGACAACACCGGCUACGACCUGAAGCAGCUCUUCAUAGUUGAGCCGUUCUCGCGGGACUUUGCUGAGCCGCCUGAGAACUAA
Molecule: messenger RNA, 830 nt
Organism: Pollicipes pollicipes
Lineage: Eukaryota; Metazoa; Arthropoda; Thecostraca; Pollicipedomorpha; Pollicipedidae
Product: D-2-hydroxyglutarate dehydrogenase, mitochondrial
Exons: 8
Coding region: 54-830 (258 amino acids)
Molecular function (GO): FAD binding
Source: RefSeq, a predicted model, not a curated record